UGUUAAAAAUAAUGCGGCACGUUUCAAUUACUAACAAUUGCCACACUUUUUGCUCUCAAAUCGUGUUCUUGUCUAGCUCCUAACUCCCAUUUUCAUACCUCUUCACCGGCGCCAUUGGCGAUGCUAGGUUUCAGUUCUUGUCUGCUGGUGUGUUAAAGGAGCGAUUAAGCAUAUAUUUUUCAUUUUCAACGCAUUUUCAGGGAUUAUCUUUGCAAGAAAUUUGUAUACUGUUUCAACAUGACUGUGAACACAAUUCUUUUGGAUUUCACCGUCGACAAAGAGGUUGUGGCUGAUCGUCAUAAGAGAGACCUUGCAUUAAUGAACAUAGAAGCAGCUCUCAAUGAGUUCAUUCGUAAUUCUUCUAAGAAACAUUUUAUGGAGAUGCCAGGAGGAUUUUUACAAGUACUGACUGCUGAUAGAGGUGUAUUUAUAACUGUUCGUGGUUUUGUGGAAGGAUUGAUCUCUAUAAAUAUAGAAUAUUUCAAGGGUGAGGAAGAACCACCUUUGUUUAAUUACGAGGAGGGUCGAUUGCUGGAGUCAAGUGUGCAAUGCGCUCUCAGAUCCAAUCGCAGUAAGAUGUUCCCUCCCAUACGUCGUGGUGCUCCCUUUGAUGUGUACCUUACCUCCUCAGAUGAAAGAAUUCUGGAGUAUGACAUUGAUGAAGUGCUAUUUGAAGAAAAAUCCCCCUACCAAAAGGUUCAAAUUGUUCAUUCAAAAAGCUUCGGAAACCUUCUUCUUCUUGAUGAUCUUCAGAAUCUUUCUGAACGGGAUCUCAUCUACACAGAGACACUCAUGCAGCGAGGAAAAGAAGAUUAUCGUGAUAAAGAGAUUGUGAUUCUCGGUGGUGGGGAUGGUGCUCUUUUGUGGGAACUGUUAAAGGAACAGCCCAAGUUUGUGACUAUGUUGGAGCUGGACAAAGUCGUUAUGGAUGCAUGUAAGAAGUACAUGCGAAGUGCCUGUGGUGAUUGCUUGGACAAUUACAAUGGAAGUAACUAUGAGAUAAUUGUUGAUGACUGUGUUAAAGUAUUGAACAACUACAUUAAAGAGGGUCGUAAGUUCGAUUAUGUGUUUGGGGAUUUGACGGAUGUCCCAAUAUCUCCAACUCCUCAGGGUGAAGUGUGGGAUUUCAUUCGCCUGAUUCUUAAUAAUUCUCUAAAAGUUUUGAAACCUGAUGGAAAGUACAUGACCCAUGCUAAUGGAGCUUCUAGCCCAACUUCCCUGGAAAUGCUUGAGAGUGAGUUUUCAAAACUGCAGCCCUCAGUAACUUUCACCCAAGAUAGUGCAUUUGUUCCCUCCUUUAUGGAGGAUUGGGUGUUUUACCAAGUGAGUUUUAAAAAGUAAUGAGAUGUACCACAUUACUGGCUCAACGGGAAGUGAUACCAAAGACCAUAGUAUUUACAACUUUUGGAAUCAGCUAUCAGUUUCCUGAGUUAUUGUAGUUCCUUGUGUUCAUUUGCAUGGUGAUCAUCAGUUGGGGCCAAAAAGUACCUCUACAGUAGUUUGACGUUAACAUUGUUGUAUCUUGUGUUUUCUUCUUGUUCAAUUGAAUUUAUAUUGUGAAAGGCAAUCAAAAAUCUAACUACCAAGGGUUAGCCUAGUCAUUUGAAAAGUAACUAGUCUUCAUCACUUACUUUACUUAGGUAGUAAAAUUGGAAAGGUUUUCAAUCUUAUUCCAUGAUUUGAAUUAAAAUCUUCAUAUUCUCCGGUUUUUUCCUUGUCUUACCAUGGGACAGAAAUGACAGUUAUAAUUAUUAUUAUUUUUGCAUUUUCAGAAGUAUGUAACAUGCAUUUAAUUUUAUUGAUGAUAGUUGAAAUUCUGCUUAGACAAAAGGCUGCAUUUUAAAUUUCCAUUGAAUGUUUGUCUUUUCCGAUAUUCUACUGUUUAGUUAGAGAGUCAUUCAGCAUUGGACUGAACUGUAUUUUGUUCUUGUGCCAGUCCAUGUCUACCUGAUUAUUUUGUGUCUUAAGUUAGCUUCAAUAUUUUUGUGUAUGUUUUUUGUGCUUGUGUCAUUGCUCAGUCACCGGGAUAUUUGAGAGCUUAUUUGUUUUUCAUUGUUUGUUCGAUUGUGAAAGUUUAGUCAUAUUGGCGUUCCUACGUAUUAAACUGAAGAUGUACAACCAUA
Frankliniella occidentalis (western flower thrips) is the source of this 2123-nucleotide messenger RNA. It is a transcript of the gene Sms, whose product is annotated as spermine synthase. Gene Ontology annotation, biological process: spermine biosynthetic process. The transcript has 8 exons. The record is from RefSeq and is a predicted model, not a curated record. Lineage: Eukaryota; Metazoa; Arthropoda; Insecta; Thysanoptera; Thripidae. Gene Ontology annotation, molecular function: spermine synthase activity. Bases 238 to 1341 code for a protein of 367 amino acids.